UUUUCACUUUCAAUUAACGACAAUCAAGUCCUUUAAUUCAUAACUACAACAAUGGCCGAAGCCGAUAGAGAUGUCCAAAAAUGUUUUGAAGUUGCUUUGGAAUUAGUUAACCAAGCUGGAAAGAUUAUUUCCGAUCGCAAUGAUAGUCGCAAGUCUUUCGUGUGUAAAGGCGGUGACAUUGACCUUGUUACCGAAACCGAUAAGGAAGUCGAACAAUUAUUGAUAAAUGGUUUAAAGAAUAUAUUUCCAUCACAUCAAUUCAUUGGCGAGGAAGAGAGCGCCGAUGGUGUAACUGCCAAACUCACAGAUGCACCAACUUGGAUCAUAGAUCCGGUUGAUGGCACAAUGAACUUUGUCCAUGGCUUCCCACAUUCUUGUAUUUCAAUUGGCUUGGUUAUUGACAAAGUCACUGAGAUUGGAAUUGUCUAUAAUCCAAUGCUCAAACAAAAGUUUACUGCAAUUAGAGGCAAAGGAGCUUUCUACAAUGACAAACCGAUCAAUGUGAGUGGUGAGAAGGACCCAAAGAAGGCUCUUGUUACUACAGAAUUUGGAACGACUCGUGACCCAGCUAAGUUGAAGGUGGUUAUGGAGAAUUUCGCUAAAAUGGCUGCAUUGGUUCAUGGCCUUCGUACUCUUGGCUCUGCUGCAAUGAAUAUGGUCAUGGUUGCAUUGGGUGCAGCUGAUUGCAACUAUGAAUUUGGAAUUCAUGCCUGGGAUGUCGCCGCUGGAGAUUUAAUUGUUCGAGAAGCUGGUGGAGUAGUCAUUGAUCCGGCUGGUGGGGAAUUCGAUAUGAUGUCGAGACGUGUUUUGGCGGCUUCUAGUAUGGAAUUGGCUCAAGAGAUUUCUAAAAAUCUGACACAGUUUUAUCCACAGCCAAGAGAUGAUUAAAAAUACUUUAUUAAAUAACUAAAUAUUUAUGUCUAUUAAUAAAACCUAAUAAUACCUCAGGGUAUGAUAAUGUUGGAGAUAAAGGAUUUGUUGGAAGUAAAAGAUAUGUGUUGUAAAUAAUUCCAUGUUGCAAGAAUUUGUUAAACAAAGAAACUAAUGAAAUAAUUUAUUACUAUAUUAAAUGUUGAAGCAAAUAGUAAAUAAAAAACCAAAGAAUAUACAGAAAUCU
Episyrphus balteatus (marmalade hoverfly) is the source of this 1117-nucleotide messenger RNA. RefSeq names its product inositol monophosphatase 1. Gene Ontology annotation, biological process: phosphatidylinositol phosphate biosynthetic process; signal transduction; inositol metabolic process. The record is from RefSeq and is a predicted model, not a curated record. The coding region runs from base 52 to 888 and encodes 278 amino acids. Lineage: Eukaryota; Metazoa; Arthropoda; Insecta; Diptera; Syrphidae. The transcript is spliced from 4 exons. Gene Ontology annotation, molecular function: inositol monophosphate 1-phosphatase activity.